Messenger RNA from Paraglomus brasilianum, 273 nucleotides. NCBI's taxonomy places the organism in Eukaryota, Fungi, Glomeromycota, Glomeromycetes, Paraglomerales, Paraglomeraceae. The record is from the annotation of a GenBank genome assembly.
AUGACUCUUCUCUUCGACAAGUUCAAAGUCGCCAGUAUCUCCUCUUCGUCGUCAUCGGCGUCAUCGGCAUUGGCGUUUUCACCUGCGCUUGAUCGGCUCCGACGCUUGAAAAGCAUUUUCUGGAAAUCCCAGCAGCAACGAUAUCGUGUGUGUUUCAUGCUAACGUAUUGGAAGCAGCUCAAAAGUUGUACGGCAACGCGCCAGUGGCUGUCAAGCAAGAAUCAAUCCGAUCAGGACCUAGCUGAGUUGAGUACUCGUUUCUAUGAUCAUGAU